Linum trigynum is the source of this 3081-nucleotide messenger RNA. NCBI's taxonomy places the organism in Eukaryota, Viridiplantae, Streptophyta, Magnoliopsida, Malpighiales, Linaceae. The record is from the annotation of a GenBank genome assembly.
AUUUAUUAUUAGGUUCGAUUAUGAGAAGAUAAAUGUAAUGAAAGUCUAGAUUUUCAUACUUGAUCUUGACAUAUUAAUCAUUAUCUAUCUCAUGAAAACACGAGGCAUGUCUAGUGAAAUACGACCCUUCAUAAGUGAAGGUCUGCGGACUCUAGAGUGGAGUUUGAGUCGAAUUGGAAUCCAUUUAUUACUUUGAAUAGUUAGAAUGAUAUAUAUAUAUAUAUAUAUAUAUGUAUGUAUAUAUUGGUAUCAAGAUAGGUGCAAUUACACAUUGAUAAAAUGCAAGAUAAAAGGUUAGUAUAAUUCAAGGAUGGAGAUCCAAAAGAAACUAAUCUAACAUUACUAAGGAUCGAAUAGCUACCAUCUUCAACUUCGGGGACUGAAUCGGAACUAUUCCAUGUUCCCCACUUUGGAUGUAUAUAAGCCCAUAAUUUAUUAAAUUUCCCGGAAUUAAUCUAAUGGCCCGAAAUUCAAAUUUUUAGGGGUCGUUUGAAAGUUGUGAUUUCAAAUGGUGUAUUGACCUAAUUCAUGUAUUUGUGAGAUUAAGUCGUUUUUUUGACGUAUAUAGAACUAGAAUACAUGUAUUUACUUUUUGGAGGUCCCACCACAAUCACUCAAUAUUGAGGGAUUUACAAUCUCUACUUUUUGUUGUGAUUCUUCACAAUCACUCAAAACUAACUUUUUUACCUUUAGAACAAAAACACAAUCUAAACCUCCAAACAAGAUAUUUGCCUAAUACAUCAAUUGAUUCAAUACAUCAAAUGAUAAUACACUAAUUGUCUCAAUACUUCCAAACAAGCCCUUAGUAACCCCACUUUGCCACAUUUCCCCCAAUCCCAAACUAACGGGCAACGGCAUACAUACACACAGUUCUUCUUCCUUCCCACUUCCGUCAGUUCCAAAGAUAAACAAAAAAGUUACAAUCUUUCGCUGUGCUUCUCGCACGGAUGAAGCAGCCACUGUUCUCGUCAACUUCCCGGAGCGGAAUCCCCCGGCGGGAAGGAAACUCCACUUCCUCCAACUCGUCGAAGAUGACGACCAAGAAGAAGAAAGAAGGAAGAGAAGAACAGGGGAACAGCAGCGGCAAUAGUAAUAAUAGAAACCCAUUUCAAGAUCUCAGCAAUGGCGGCAGCUUCGUGGAUGUCAGUAGCAGCAUGGGUACGAUUAGUUCUUCUUCGGUUUCCUCAAUCGAAGCUCCUCGGGGCUGUCUCAGGUUCUUUCUCAAUCACUCCGCUGCUUCUCGUUCAAAACCCCAGGUCAGUAAUAGAAACAAUCGUAGUAACCAUCACAGACCGGUGAAUAUCAAAUCCAUACCCUGCAAAACCCCGAAUUCGGCCCCUAGUUCGAGACCCAGUAGGCGAAAUUCGGAGAAAGUUAAAGGGAUCGCUUCUGCAUACUUGAACAAGCGGCAAUCUGGGAUGAACCCUAAACCUAAUUCCAGGGUUUCAAAGUUGGACACUAUGGGGAAUCCUGUGAGCAAGUUGGAAAAUUCUGGAUCUGGAGAUAGAGGUUGUAGUGUGGAGGUAUGGAAUUCGACUCCUUUGAGAAUGAUUGUAGCUGGGUCUGGUUUGAAUGUUACAAUGAGUAGAUGUAAGGAAGGCAGUAGCUUUAAUUCGAAUUCAGGGAGCAGCAACACGAAAACGCCUCCACUUCAUGCCUCGGUGUCUCCAGAGAUACAACAACCAUGUCAAUCGUCGGCGAUUUCGACUGCUGCCACCAACCGGACUACUGCUACUACGACACCAGUUUGUUAUGGUGCUGGGCAUCUUCUCUCAGGGGUUACCGACAAGAGAAAGUGUCGGCCUAGGGGUUUACUUGUAGUAGGGGAAGCUAAACCUGUUGAUAAGUUUGACAUUGAUGAUGAUCAUGAUGCCGAUGAUGUUAUAGUAGAUGGUAAUGAGAUCAAUCUUUCACCGUCGAAUUCUCCUGUCAAGGCUUCAAUGCAUUGGCUUCUGUCGCCCGUUAACAAGGAGAAUGAGUGUAGUUCUGGAAAUGGUGGAGCACAGAACACUGGGGGGAGAAUGAGACGUGCUUCUUCUGUCACAUCUUCUGAUAUGGACAUAUCUCCUCUGGAAGAGAAAAUCACUGGCUGUGGUGUAGAAGAUAGGUCUCCAUUCUCCAUGGACUUAUUGUGCAGUGUCAAUUUAGUACAAACCCCAGAAUCUGACUCUGGAGAGAAAGGCAAGAAAAACAAUCAUGGCUGGGGCUUCGAAUUGGAUUCAGUCGAUCAACAUUGGCCAGUUAGUUCAUCGUUCCGGUUCGAUUUGCCAACUACAGCUCCCCAUUCUGUUGUUGAUCUCUCACGGUUUCAGAACCCUCUCGACAUCAGGGAAUCCCAGCUUUCCACUUCCACUUUCGAUGAUAUGUCGCAUUCUGAAGUCAGAAUCUCGUGGAGAGACGGGUUGGUGAGUCGGAUCUUUGAGAUGGACGAGCUGGAUUGCUGCUGCAAGUGUUUAUCCGACGAAGAAGAGGAUUUAGAGGAUGAACCUCAUCAAACUCACAAGAUCGAUCUCGAUAUAGAGGACAUUCGAACAUCGAAUGCAUCAAUUGAAUCUUCUGCUGAAGGGCAACAUCAUGUGUUAGAUGGGAAAGCUGAAGAUGGUCUUCUUCUUCCUGCUAAGGUCUCUUGUGAUCUGCCUGCAGAGUCUAUGAACAUAAGUACUGAUGCUCUAUUUCGAUCGGAUGACUCAGAUUGGACACAAUGUUACAAAAAUCAACUGUUCAAGGUGUAGAUAAGCGCUGAGUCUCUUUGUUGUAACCUUCAAACUGUUAUAGACCAAACACUGUAUUUGUUCUUCCUCGAUUUUCAAUCAUAUUUAUAUGGGUUGCAGUCUUUGUUUCUUCAAGCAAUAUGGUCUGCGCAAAAUUGAAAUUUGUUGAAUUUUUUUUUAUUCUAAUUUACUAACUAAAUCUUAAUUCCGUUGUGUUCAAUUAUUCGUAAUUCGUAUAAAAUGUAGUUACACAAAGCAUAUUUAUUGGACACAAUGACACAUAUUCAGCUCAUUUACUCGUACAAGUCAAAUUUGAGAGAAAUCCUAAGAUUAAGAAAUGAGUUUGACCUAAUAAAAACGUGUAUAACGG